AAGACAGGCAUGAAGUACAAAUGGUUGUAAAUUAUGCCAAGAACCAUUCUGUCAGAAACAAGAAGAUUCAAACUUGCUGAUUGGCUUUAGUCCUUUGAUAGACAUUCAAACUGGUGAAGAAAGAACCAGUUUUACAUUAUUGCAGCCAACAGCCAACUAGCAGACACCACUUAAAUACAGACAGCAAUAGGGGGAGAACAUUAAGAUUAUGGAGUCUAACAAUUUUGACUCACCGGAAAAGACAAACAGUAUUGAUGAAAAGGAGGAAGAAGUUAAAGAUACACAAAUCUUGAUAGACGUGUAUGAAAAAGAGGAAGAAGUUGAAGAUACACAAAUCUUGAAAGAGACGCCGACAGCGUCUGUGGGCCAGACGGCCAACGAAAACGGCGACGCCAGCGAAGCGGGAAGCGCCAUGCCAGUCCCCGCUGGAUGCCUGAGCGAGUGUUCCGCCGCGGCCCUCGCAUCCUCGGCCUCGCUUGUCCCACCGCCCCCGAUAAACACGCAGCAGCCCGGCGUGGUCACGUCGCUGCUGUACAGCGGUUCCAGGUUCAGAGGACACCAGAAGAGCAAAGGAAAUUCCUAUGACGUGGAAGUCGUGCUACAGCAUGUGACCAUGGAGGAUUCAUACUUGUGUGGCUACCUGAAGAUUAAGGGACUGACUGAGGAAUAUCCAACUUUGACCACGUUUUUCGCUGGAGAGAUCAUCAGUCAGAAGCGGCCUUUCCUUACCCGGAAGUGGGAUGCAGAUGAAGAUGUGGAUUGCAAGCACUGGGGUACCACUGACCCCAACUCUGCUGCCCCUCCCCCUGCAGGAGCAGUUCCUGGUCCCCGAUCACACAAUCAAAGACAUCAGCGGAGCGUCGUUUGCUGGAUUCUACUACAUCUGCUUCCAGAAAUCUACAGCCACCAUCGAGGGCUACUACUACCACAGGAGCUCCGAAUGGUAAGACCACCUCAUGACACUGGUGUGGUGAAGCCUGGGAAAGAGCUCGCUGGUUCAAAUUUCAAAUAAUCACAGAGGUGGUUAAAAGCUGAAAGUGUCUUCAUGAUUAGAUUAUUAUUUUAAUUUUAAGAAAUAAUUGGGUUUUUUUUUCUUAAUCCUAUAUGCUCUAACUCACUUUUUGUUGUUUCUUUACAGGUACCAGUCUCUAAACCUCACCCACGUUCCUGAGCACAGUGCGUCCAUCUACGAGUUCCGGUGACCCCGGUCGACCUCCUGGAUUUCUCUUUUUUUCCCAUUUCUGUUCCUCUUUUUUCUUUUCUCUUUUUUGGACAAAUACUUCUUUGAGGCAGAGUUUCUGCAGAGGUUACUGAGGAUGAAGAGAGAGAAAAACUGAGGAGGAUAUGUUGAAACCAACAGCUGAUAAAGGAGUGAAGAGGACUGGACACAUGAAUGUAUGGAUGAAGAAAGGUCAGUUCUGCUCCCUGGCUGGAGCCUGUAAACCAGCAGCAGCAGCAGAGACUGGGACUAGGUCUGGGUCUGGGUCCAACCUCCAAUCCACUUCUCAAUGUGUUUUUCCCAUCUGGUUAAAAAGAAAAAAAAAAGCUCAGAAAGUCAUCUGGAUGACACUUUAAACCAUCAGCCUAAUGAUUUGUGCAACCAGCUUUCAUCCAGCCCACGUGGAAUGGGACACAUUUCUUUUAACUGGACAACGAUUCCUAUGAGGAGUCUGCGUUGCAGAGUGGAGUUUUUCUGGAUUACAGAUUACCCCUGGAGUUUUAAUCUGCUUCCUUGAUCACAUCUAACAGUAUUGUUUUUUUUAAAGCUAAGCUGACUCUUUUUUGCCUGCCAACAGGAUGAUGAUUAUGAUGAUGAUGAUGAUGAUGAUGGACACAGAGUGACAUCAUUUAUUUUUAUUUUGAAAGUCUGGAUUGUUGAGUGACACAGAAAUAAGCUUUCUUCUGUCUUUAUAAGUAAAACGUUUGGAAAGUUCUCAUUAUUACACCAGAGUGCUGUGGAUUCUGAACUGUGUAAUGUUUUUGCACAAAAUAAUGCUUGCAAGUCAGGAUUUUACACACACACACACACGAGUUCAGGGGUGAAAAUGAAACUUUGACAUGUUUUUAAGGAUGUGGAGCCAAAAAAAAGAAAAAAAGAAAGAAAAGUAUUUUCUAAUGCAAUACACCCAGAGCUUUCCCCUUCCAGCGUGUACUUUAUAAAUUAUUACCCCCACCCCUUCCACAACUCCUCAACUAUGCAACACUAUGGACAUGGCACGCUUCCACCAUAAUAAAACCUUCAGUUUUCACAGAGAAAGAAAAGUUUAAUUCUAUCCUUAUAAAUAAGAGAAUAUAUGUUAAAACAGAGAGAGGAAUGAACCUAUGCUAUGUUGACUGAUGACAAAGGUAUUUUUGUGAAAAGCUCACGACUCUCCGGCCCCCACCCUCCAUUUCCCUGUGAUGGUGCCAUCUUUUUAAACAUCAGAGUUGUGUAUUAAGCAGAUCACGUGUGUUUGUUUUGAGAAUAAGACCCCAGGUUUGGUCAAAUGAGUGACUGUAAAGAAAUUGAUUUAAAAGAAAAUUACACAGAAAAAAAACUGGUCCUGUG
Cynoglossus semilaevis (tongue sole) is the source of this 2548-nucleotide messenger RNA. Its product is annotated as glucose-induced degradation protein 4 homolog. Gene Ontology annotation, biological process: proteasome-mediated ubiquitin-dependent protein catabolic process; protein targeting to vacuole; negative regulation of gluconeogenesis. The coding region runs from base 209 to 1012 and encodes 267 amino acids. Gene Ontology annotation, cellular component: GID complex. Lineage: Eukaryota; Metazoa; Chordata; Actinopteri; Pleuronectiformes; Cynoglossidae. The transcript is spliced from 5 exons. The record is from RefSeq and is a predicted model, not a curated record.